Molecule: messenger RNA, 906 nt
Organism: Cololabis saira (Pacific saury)
Lineage: Eukaryota; Metazoa; Chordata; Actinopteri; Beloniformes; Belonidae
Exons: 3
Coding region: 40-735 (231 amino acids)
Source: RefSeq, a predicted model, not a curated record
UCUAUCUUCAGUCGUUCGAAGAUCUCCAUAUGUAAAUGGAUGGAAUUCAUGUACAGAUUUUCUCAGGGUCUACGCCUGCGGCAGAUAGACAUGAUGGAGGACACCAUUGCAGGCAGUUCAACUACUUUAAGUAAAAUGGCAAAAAGAAUAAGGAACGUCUGUGUCACUGCAGUAGAAAGAAUGAGAAGGCGUACAGGCCAGCAGAUUGGUGGAAGAAGGGAGUUCGUUGUAAUUGAUGAGAGCCAUUUUCGGCACAAAAGAAAGUAUGGGAGAGGAAGAAUGGCUGGUGGCUGGAAAAGAAAGAAGUGGGUCUUUGGGAUGCUGGGUGUGAAGCACGCUCAACAACAAACCUCUACAAGGCCAAUUCUACGACUGGUAGAGAGAAGAACUCGAGGCCAUCUAGUCCCCUUGAUUGCUCACCAUGUGAAGGUUGGCUCAUCAGUUGUCAGCGACGAAUGGCGUGCCUACCGUGUACUCCCUGCACUAGGCUAUGAUCACCACACUGUCAACCACAGCAGGUGGUAUGUAGAUCCACACACUGGUGCCCAUACUCAGCACAUCGAGAGGGCCUGGAGAUCCUACAAGGAGCAGAUCUGGAGGCUCAGGGGCAAUCGUACUGAGACUUUGCUUUCUGACCAUCUUGCAGUGAUUGAGUGGAAUGAAUGGCUUGCAAAGAAACACCGUGAUGGCGCAUUUGGCAGGUUAAUUCAUGACAUUUCUCGAAAGUACAAGUAGUUAGAUUGGGGAGGGUGGUUAACAGUACAAAUUCAGUGUACAUACUGUAUGCCAGCUAUACUGUACUGGUCAAUAAGGUUGAUUGUUAUUUGUUCACUGUCACAACAAAGAGUGAUAUACAGGACUGUCUCAGAAAAUUAGAAUAUUGUGAUAAAGUUACAGAUUAAGAUU